AUGAGGCCUUCUUUUGUACUAGUUUCUCUUCUCAUUUUUUCACUUCUCCUUACAAAAACUCAAGGGAUCCGUUUGGCGAAAGAGUCUUUAACAUUCGAGAAACCAAAACAUCAUGUAGAAGAAGAAGAAGCCAUUCUUUGCAAUGAUCAACAAAAAUGCACAGGAAAUAUAAAGAAUAGGAAACUUGUUAGCACUUCAAUUUCUACAACUAAAUCUUUGUCAAAGGUUGUGAAGAACAAAGAUGAAGCAAAGGAUGUAAAAGUAAAAUCAAUGGCAACUAGUUCUAAGUAUCUUCCUGAGGAUUUUGUAGACAUAACUGAGAUGGAUUAUUCUCCAGCUAGGAAAAAAUCUCCAAUACACAAUUAA
Messenger RNA from Lathyrus sativus (Indian pea), 366 nucleotides. The record is from the annotation of a GenBank genome assembly. NCBI's taxonomy places the organism in Eukaryota, Viridiplantae, Streptophyta, Magnoliopsida, Fabales, Fabaceae.